This is a messenger RNA of Ilyonectria robusta, 1962 nucleotides long. Its product is annotated as pyridoxal phosphate-dependent transferase. Bases 1 to 1962 code for a protein of 653 amino acids. The transcript has a single exon. Gene Ontology annotation, biological process: sphingosine biosynthetic process; ceramide biosynthetic process. The record is from RefSeq and is a predicted model, not a curated record. Gene Ontology annotation, molecular function: pyridoxal phosphate binding; serine C-palmitoyltransferase activity. Lineage: Eukaryota; Fungi; Ascomycota; Sordariomycetes; Hypocreales; Nectriaceae. Gene Ontology annotation, cellular component: serine palmitoyltransferase complex.
AUGUCUCAACCCGUCAAGUCGGGCGAGAGGCGCCCUUCCACCUCCAAGGGCAACCGCAUUACCCAGUUCUUCUCCUCGAGCCCCAAGUCCAAGGACUCUGCUGCCCAGCAGGUUUUGCUCGCCAUGCAGCAACACCAGUCCGCCGUUGGCGCUCCCGCCCUCUCGCCCUCGUCUCUCCCUACCAUCUCUCUCUCUCCCGCUGGCCCUGGUGAUCUCAGCAGCGUCGAGGCCCCGACUUCGACCCUCUUCCAGCCUCAGUCUCCUGAGGACGUUGAACGACAGAAGCGUGCCGACGCUCAAUUCGGCCCUCUUGUCCACCCGAGCCACCGAUACACCAGCAUGUCUCACGGAGAGCCCCUCGAGCCCCCCCCUGAGGACGAGCCUCCUUACUACUUCAUUCUCACCACCUACAUCAGCUACCUUAUCCUCAUCCUUCUCGGUCACUUCCGCGACUUCUUCGGCAAGCGCUUCGGCAACCCCAAGCACUACCGAGCCCUCAAGGCUGCCAAUGGCUACGCCGCUCUCAACUCCGAUUUUGACAACUUCUACGUUCGCCGCUUGAAGAUGAGACUGGAUGAUUGCUUUGCCCGUCCCACUACCGGCGUUCCCGGACGUUUUAUUACACUCAUGGACCGCAAGUCUGACGACUUCAACCGCACUUACAAGUAUACCGGUACCUACACUGAGACACUCAACAUGAGCUCCUACAACUACCUCGGUUUCGCUCAGUCUGAUGGUCCCUGCGCCGACGCUGUUGAAGAGUGUGUUAAGCAUUAUGGCGUCAGCUUCUGCAGCCCCCGCGGCGCUGCUGGCACUUCCGAUCUGGCUCUUGAGGUUGAGCGCGAGAUUGCCGAGUUUGUCGGCAAGCCCGCUGCUAUGGUUUUCUCCAUGGGCUACGUCACCAACGCCAGCUCUUUCCCUGCUCUCGUUUCCAAGGGUUGCCUCAUUAUCUCCGAUGAGCUCAACCAUGCUUCUAUCCGUAUCGGUGCCCGUCUCUCUGGUGCUGUGAUUCAGUCCUUCAAGCACAACGACAUGACCGACCUCGAGCGCGUUCUCCGCGAGGCUAUCUCCCAGGGCCAACCCCGUACCCAUCGUCCCUGGAAGAAGAUUCUCCUUGUCGUCGAAGGCCUUUACUCUAUGGAGGGUACUAUGUGCGAUCUUCCCGGAAUCCUUGCCCUCAAGGAUAAGUACAAGUUCUACCUCUUCAUUGAUGAGGCUCACUCCGUCGGUGCCCUUGGUCCCCGCGGACGUGGUGUGUGUGACUACUUCGGCAUCGACCCCUCGGAAGUGGACAUUCUCAUGGGAACUCUUACCAAGUCUUUCGGCGCCAACGGCGGUUACAUUGCUGCUGACCAGCAUAUCAUCGACAAGCUCAAGAACACAAAUGCAUGCACCCAGUUUGGAGAGUCUCCCGCUCCCAGCGUCCUCAUGCAAAUUCUGGCCUCCCUGAAGCUCAUUACUGGUGAGCUCUGCCCCGGUCAGGGUGAGGAGCGUCUCCAACGUAUUGCCUUUAACUCGCGCUACCUCCGCCUCGGACUUAAGCGUCUUGGCCUCAUCGUCUGUGGCCACGAUGACUCUCCCAUUAUCCCUGUCAUGCUCUACCACCCCGCCAAGCUCCCCGCCUUCAGCCACGAGAUGCUUCGACGCAAGAUUUCAGUCGUUGUCGUCGGUUACCCCGCCACUCCUCUUAUCAGCUCUCGCGCUCGAUUCUGUGUCUCAUCUGCCCACAACAAGGACGAUCUGGACCGACUCCUGGCCGCCUGUGACGAGGUUGGCGACAUCUUGCAGAUCAAGUUCUCAACUGGUAUCGCUGGUGGACAGGAGCACCUCCCUGAAGGCAUCUCUGCCGAAGAUGAGUCGGAGUGGAGGAAGGAGAACGGCAUCGCUCUGAAGGCUCCCCGGUGGAGGCUGGAAGACGUCGUGCGACACGGUGUCCACGAUGCCAAGGUUGCGCUGCGGUAA